AUGCUAAGCUAUUUCGCUGUUUUCUCAGAGGUUUCUCUUAUUCUGCCUUGUGACGGCGACGUACGCAUCGGCGACUUCGGUUUGGCAAGACCUGGCGACUACCGGACCUCUGUCAACAACCCUCGUACAGCAACAAGGGAAGUUUUUGGUAGCUUUACCAAGGACGUAGGCACUGCCUCCUAUGUUGCGCCAGAAGUCCGAUCGGCAGGGAAUGGAAAGUACAAUGAAAAGGCAGAUAUGUACUCCUUAGGCGUGAUACUUCUCGAGAUGAAUGUUCCUUUCUUCACGGGUAUGGAGCGGGCCGAGACGCUGGAAUUGUUGCAGAAAGAGGACCAUGCGCUUCCCUCGGCCCUAGACAAUACAGAAAAAGCAACUCAAGCAGUGAUUUUUAUGUCGUUGAUCCAGCACAAGUCAACCCACAGACCCAGCAGUUCGGAACUUCUUCAAAGCGGUCAGAUUCCAGUCCAAGAUGAAGAUGAAUCCUUUCGCAUGGCACGCCGGCUUCUAGCCGAUCGAACUUCACACUUUCGGUCACAAUUCAUCAACAGUCUGUUCAACGAGAGGCAUGCGAUAGACAAUUCGUCAAGUACAAUGAGCAUCGCACCUACGGAUCCGAUGCGGGCAGUCACGUUGCUCGAGGAUGUAAGGGCUAUGUCACGGUCUUUACCCGACGACUUGGAUCUUCAGGCCAUGGUUAGAGAAAGACUGACAGCAAUUUUUCAUCGCCAUGGCGCCGUUGAAAGAACGGACAGCCCGGCUCUGUUCCCAUAUCACUCUUGCUAUCCGUCAGCAGAUGUCGUUCAGUUCCUUUCUCCCACGGGUAAAGUCAUGCAGUUACCGUAUGACCUAAUACUACCGAAUGCCAUGUUGUUGGCUCGACACUCUAGACCAGAACCGAAAACUUUCGUCUUUGACAACGUGUAUCGGGUCGAUCAUUUACGGGAUCAGCCCAAGAUAUUUGGGGAAGCUAACUUCGAUAUUGUGUCAGAAAAUAGCCUCAACCUUGCGCUUCGUGAGGCUGAAGUACUCAAAGUCAUUGAUGAGAUCCUUGACACAUUCCCGAGCUUGGCAUCGGUGCAGAUGUGCUACCAUAUUAAUCAUGCGCAAUUACUAGAUGCCAUCCUGCGUUUCUGCGAUGUCGAGGUUUCGAAAUGGCCUGCCGUCAAAGAAACGGUCAGCAAGCUUCAUACAGGGGAGUGGACCUUUGCAAAAGUAAGGCACGAAUUACGUGGACCUUCCAUUGCUGUUGCUGCGACUUCACUGGAUGAGCUUGAACGCUUUGAUUUCCGAGAUACACUGGAAAAGGCUAUUGCGAGGAUUCGGUCAAUCAUCAAAGACACUGCUGAUCUUGAGUCGGCAUUUGCUCACAUGCAGGCCGUCAUCACUUACCUGGUCCGCUUCAAUGUCAAGCGAAAGGUGUACCUCAAUCCGUUAAGCAGCUACAAUGAGAAUUUCUACCGUGGAAAUCUGUUAUUCCAAUGUCUCUACGACCAGAAGAAGAGAUCGGUCCUUGCCGCUGGAGGCCGCUAUGAUCAUCUUAUCCACGAUCACCAGCUUAUCACGUCAAGGAAGAACCACGUCUAUGCUGUAGGGUUUCAGCUUGCUUGGACAGGGCUUUGCGCGGAUAUGGUGAGUUACCUCAAGAGGGGAACGAAAUCAAAGGCCAAGAGGAAGUCUCAAUCUCUAAUCGGUCUGGCGUGGAGCAAGAGACGAUGCGAUGUUCUUAUCGAUAGUUUCGACCAAGCUCACCUCGACUCGGUCGGUGUCGAUAUACUGCACGAGCUUUGGUCAAAUGGUAUCAGCGCAGAGCUUGCAGAGGAAGACCACGGUACCAAAGCCGAGAACAUAUUUGCGAAAAGCAAAGAAAGCCGUCAAGACCAUAGCUGGGUUGUGUUGAUCAAGUCGGAGGAUUCAAUGAAAGUCAAAUCAAUCAGCAGAAAGGAUGAGAUCGAGAUCCGACUAUCAGAUCUCACUGGACAUCUUCGUGGCGAAAUUCGUGAGCGAGACAGACUAGAAGGCCGGACACCAAGAGUAUCAAUACAACAUCAAAGCAGCCAACAGGACGUGAACGGAACUGAGACCGAUCGUGAAGUAGAUAUAAAAGUUCUGAUGUCACAGAAUAAGGGCAAGAAGGUUAAUCGAAAGACUAUCGUGGAAGAGGCCCAACAACAUAGGGCGGAAUAUCUCCAGAAUUGUGCAGAUGGCCCUAUCGUAGCCAUUGAAACCAAGGACGACAUCUUCGAGGGGAUAAUCGACACACGCCUCUCAGAUCCUGAAUCAUGGAAGAAGUUCAUUCAAAGCGCUGCUCCAGGCGAGCGCCAGUACCUCGGACAGCUGCACAAUCUACUCAAAACCAUGGCAAAAGAGGCCGUACCUGGGAACUCAACCGCGGUUGUCUACAAUUUCCGUACAAAGGCGUGCAUCUCGUAUAACCUGGGGAAGGCAUCCUAA
Letharia columbiana is the source of this 2451-nucleotide messenger RNA. RefSeq lists its product as uncharacterized. The transcript has 4 exons. Gene Ontology annotation, cellular component: mitochondrion. The record is from RefSeq and is a predicted model, not a curated record. NCBI's taxonomy places the organism in Eukaryota, Fungi, Ascomycota, Lecanoromycetes, Lecanorales, Parmeliaceae. Gene Ontology annotation, molecular function: protein kinase activity; ATP binding. Bases 1 to 2451 code for a protein of 816 amino acids. Gene Ontology annotation, biological process: protein phosphorylation; mitochondrial translation.